Talaromyces rugulosus is the source of this 1707-nucleotide messenger RNA. RefSeq lists its product as uncharacterized. The record is from RefSeq and is a predicted model, not a curated record. The transcript is spliced from 3 exons. Bases 1 to 1707 code for a protein of 568 amino acids. Gene Ontology annotation, molecular function: oxidoreductase activity. NCBI's taxonomy places the organism in Eukaryota, Fungi, Ascomycota, Eurotiomycetes, Eurotiales, Trichocomaceae.
AUGUCGCCGAUUAUUCAAACUCACAACCCAAAGGAGAGCUACCCUAAAGUCACCUAUUCCCACGUUGUCACAGUUGAUGCACCGGCAAAAUUGGUCUAUACAGCCGGCCAAGUCGGACGAGACAGCACCGGCUACAUUCCUGCAUCAUAUGAAGAGCAGGUGAAACUAGCCUAUCAAAAUCUGGGUCAUUGUCUGGCUGCUGUCAAUGCUUCUCCAAAGGAUAUUGUCAAGUUGACAUACUAUAUUGUCAACUAUGAUCCCAAUCGCCGAGACGUUGACGUGAUUGUCGUGGGUGGGGGUAUUAGUGGUCUACAGGCAGCCUACAAAGUCCAAGAGGCAGGAUUCUCGUCAAUUGUCCUCGAGGCCCGAAAUCGUGUUGGAGGAAAAUUAUUAGCUGUGGAAAUACCUGAGCAGGUAGAAGGAAGAGGCAAAAAAGGGGGGAUUGACCUUGGCGGGGCCUGGAUCAAUGACUCCAAUCAAUCUCGAGCCUACUCUUUGGCGCAAAGGUUAGGGCUGGAUUUGAUUGAGCAGGCGACAGAUGGGGAUUGUAUAGUUCAGCAAUCCAAUGGUGCAGUUUUAAGAUUUCCUUAUGGUGAAACACCCAAGAUAUCCUCAAAGUACCAGAAGGAGGUGGGGGAAAUCAGAGACAAUGUUGAGGAUAUUUGUCACUCUGUUGAUGACCAAAACGCAGUGAAAUACGACGGCAUGAACAUGGAAGAUUUUGUUCAGACACAGGGGCUAGGCACCGUGGCCUUGGAGAAUGUGACUCUAUGGACCCGUGCAAUGUUAGGAUGCGAGCCAUCUGAGAUGAGUGCUCUGUAUUUUCUCGAGUAUUGCCGACUCGGUGGUGGAUUGAAACAAAUGCGUUCUGAUCGAAAGCAUGGCGGUCAAUUUUUGCGAGCAAGACAAGGUGAGAAAGAGCAUAACCCUCAGAGUGGCCUACUCAGUAAAAUUGACUAUUUUUCAGGAAUGGGCCGUCUAGCAAAAGGCGUUGAAUCGAUGCUGCGGCCAGGCUCUGUUAUAUUAAACAGCCCCGUCUCAAAAGUGGCCCAAGACUCCGAAAAGGUCGUUGUGACCACUGAUUCCGGAGUUCAAUAUCGCUGCAAGAAAUUAAUCUUCUCAUUACCAACGCCUUUGUAUAAAGAAGUUGUCUUUGAGCCUCCACUUCCUUCAGAAAAGCUUAAUUUCAGCAGCAGCACCCAUCUGGGGUACUAUACAAAGGUGAUUUUGAUAUAUGAGAAACCAUGGUGGAAGGAUCACGGUCUUUGUGGGCUCACGCACUCCUUUAAAGGACCAUCAUCACUCACUCGGGAUAGCAGCAGCCCUGCAGACAACCAAUAUUCGUUGACAUGUUUUGUUGUCGGUGAACCUGGCCGAAAGUGGUCAACAUUUUCCAGGCCCGAACGUCAUACCCAAAUCCUCGAGCAAGUGGUGUCUAUAUAUGGGCCACAGCUUUCCGAGAAAGCCAAAAUGCCAUUGAGUAUAUUAGAGCAAGAUUGGGCCCAGGAACAAUUCAGCAGAGGGUGUCCAUGCCCUGUAACCCCCCCUGGGGUCCUUUCGCGUCUGGGAGGGUCGCUUCAAGCUUCAUUUGAAAAUAUCCACUUUGUGGGCACUGAAACGGCUCGUCACUGGAAGGGCUAUAUCGAGGGUGCCCUAGAAUCUGGUGAUAGAGGAGCAGAAGAGGUCAUUAAGCUUCUAAAAGAUUGA